Molecule: messenger RNA, 1938 nt
Organism: Oncorhynchus masou masou (cherry salmon)
Lineage: Eukaryota; Metazoa; Chordata; Actinopteri; Salmoniformes; Salmonidae
Gene: haus7
Product: HAUS augmin-like complex, subunit 7
Exons: 8
Coding region: 41-916 (291 amino acids)
Biological process (GO): spindle assembly; centrosome cycle
Cellular component (GO): HAUS complex
Molecular function (GO): microtubule minus-end binding
Source: RefSeq, a predicted model, not a curated record
AAGAUGGCGGCUACUUCGAAAGAACACCGACUGUCCCAACAUGUCUACGCUACUCUACAGCAUCUGUCCAUCUCUCGGUAAGAAACUGCCCUCACUCAGAUCUAAAGACCCAAUCUCCCUCAGCCAAGAGCUGGCAGUGUUUGGCCAGGAGAUGAUGCUGUGUAGAACAGACGACCUGGACCUGAUCACGGGCCGGGCCUGCCCCCUGCGCCAGCUGUGGUUCCUGGAGCAGCUGCUUACUUUAGUGCCUGACUCCGUGGACAGCAGUGAGGACAGCAGGGCCGGAGGAGAGGGCCUACUGAAGGAACUCUUCUGUCCUGAAGCUCUGCCUCACCUGACACAUGCUCUCACCCCUACUCUCAACCCCUGGCCCUCUGACAUCAGGGGUGCCAGGAAGGGUCAGAGGUCACUACCCAGCAGGCCGAGGGGCGAGGAGGUUGCUGGUGUCAGAGCCCUGCUGGAGUCCACUCACGCCACCCUGGAACAGCUGCAUGACCAGUGUGUGUUCCUGCGUGGUGAGGAGGCCAGUCCUAGCCGGUUGUCUGUGUGCGCGUUACGCGUAGCUGUGUCUGAUCUGGCCCAGAUGAUGAGUGUGUUCAGCCAUGUGUACGACACGGACUUCAGAUCCUACUGCAGCAGAGGCCCUCCCAGCCUCAGAUCACACACACACAUCUUCAGCACUGUCCAUAGGCUGCUCACCGCCUGCAACACGGAGCUAGAGGUCCUGCAGCAGGUAUCAGAGGUGUCUGUAUGUCUGUCUGACACGGUGAAUGAGGUACACUCAGACCCUUGCUACUGGAGUCACGGACACAAACACACCCUCUCCACCCAGUUGGAGGACCUUACCAAGAGAUACACGGAGUUCCUUUCUCUUCACCAUGGAACGGAUAGCAAGCUACCGCUAACCGAACCCUGAGCUCCAGACUGAAGCUAGCAGGCUACCGCUAACCUUACCCUAAACUCUACAGACAACUAUUAGCUUGCUACUGCUAACUCUCCAUGAUCACCACAUGCAGUGUCAACUGUCCUGCAUUUCAAUGAUAAGGUUGUUCUAGUAUCAGUGCUAACUUACUAGGGCAGUAGGCACAUCAUUAUCUAGCUUGGCUUUCCAUGUUCCCAUCUUAGUUUUUAAAAAUGUUUCAAUACACUUGAAAUCACUGUUUUAAUGAGUGCACUAUAUAGGGUCCCAUUUGGGACAUUCACUACCGAUACAUCAAAUAUGUUUUGCUUUCUCACACCAGAACUGCAGACAACAUUGUUUUAUGUUGUCUGUGUGUGAUAUUUGUCUCUCUCUUGGUUGCACCGGGUCUCUUGAAAAAAAUAUUUUAUCUCAAUGAGACUAACCUGAAUAAAUAAAGGUUACUAGUUUCUGAAGUCCCAUUUUAUACUUAUUUUAUCUUUAUUUAACUAGGCAAGUCAGUUAAGAACAAAUUCUUAUUUUCAAUGAUGGCCUAGGAACAGUGGGUUAACUGCCUGUUCAGGGGCAGAACGACAGAUUUGUACCUUGUCAGCUCGGGGGUUUGAACUUGCAACCUUCCGGUUACUAGUCCAACACUCUAACCCUGCCGCCCCACAUAUGAUAUGUCGGAGGUGUGACUGCAUUGGCGCUGUCAACUCGGUGAGUGGCUGUUCAAGUGGUCAUAGUCACGAAGCCACACCCAUCCCACAUACACUAGAAGUUCAGCCCAGGAAAUGGGUCUCACAAAAACAUCUGUAGAGUCUGAACAGUUUGGCCUACACACUAACUACACACUCUAUGGCAAGGUGAGACUCACCAACACUGUUACUCUCUAGGACGCUCACAAGACCGGUACCAGUUAGGAAAUGAAGUGUAUAUACAGUGCAUUUUGGGAAGUUUUCAGACCCCUUGACUUUUUUACAUGUUUUGUUACAUUACAGCCUUAUUCUAAAUGGAUUAAAAUUGUUUUUUAAAUCUCA